Molecule: messenger RNA, 507 nt
Organism: Colletotrichum spaethianum
Lineage: Eukaryota; Fungi; Ascomycota; Sordariomycetes; Glomerellales; Glomerellaceae
Product: thioredoxin-like protein 1
Exons: 2
Coding region: 1-507 (168 amino acids)
Source: RefSeq, a predicted model, not a curated record
AUGGAUUGGCUAUCCUGGCUCUUUGUAGCAUUUGCUAUUUUGAUGAUCGGUCGCACCUUCUUCGCAGACCGCUCGCCCAUCCCCGAGACAUCAGGCAAGGUGUACAAAGUUGCCAGCGCGGCCGAGCUAGAUGCCCUCCUGGCCUCGACCACUGACGUGGUGGUCGACUUUUACGCAGACUGGUGUCCCCCUUGCCGGGCCAUCGCGCCCAUCUUCUCCGGUCUAGCAGACAAGCACGCCUCAGAUGGUCGCCUGGCCUUUGCCAAGGUUAAUGUCGAUCAUGUCGACGCGGUCGCCGGGCGGUACGGCGUGACUGCUAUGCCGACCUUUGUCUUCUUCCACAACGGCAAGCCUCAAGGCGUCAAGGUCGAAGGCGUCACGCCCAAGCAGUCUGUCGUCCUUACUAGCGAAGGGCUGGUGGACCGGGUGAGGGGCGCAGACAGGGUGACUCUGCAGGCUGUUGUUCAGGUCUUGGCCGGCGAAGCAAGAAAAGACGCGAAGCAGUGA